Drechmeria coniospora is the source of this 1044-nucleotide messenger RNA. RefSeq lists its product as uncharacterized. The record is from RefSeq and is a predicted model, not a curated record. Lineage: Eukaryota; Fungi; Ascomycota; Sordariomycetes; Hypocreales; Ophiocordycipitaceae. The coding region runs from base 1 to 1044 and encodes 347 amino acids. The transcript is spliced from 4 exons.
AUGGUCUCUCUUGAGCGACAUGAAAGACCAUUGGACAAUAGCGAAGCGACAUUCACCUUAACAGCUAGAGGGUUACAAUGUCCAACAGAUAGCGAGCAACAUCGGCUGUUCAAAGAAGCUUUGGAGGAAACAACACUACAGAAUGAUCUCAUUCAGUGUGUUCCCAGCAUGCGUAAAUCCGUUAAUCCCAACGCCGGCACCAUCAAAAGGAAAAGAACAGAAGAUUCUGAAGAAACCCCACACUUGAUUCAAAGAAGAGGGGACAGUUGCAGCGAUACGGUUGAUACAUGGGCAUGCAUACACGGCCUCGAUUGUCGGUAUGUGCAGAACUGCGUACCUGGCAUCUCAUGCAAGGAUACGUCAACAAAAGAAUGCAAGCUAGAUGAGUGCAACGGCAAAUCAAAGGAGAUGCAUUGCAGUAUUGCGAACAAGGUUGCCCAGGAGGCGAAAUUUGACGAACUGACCUUGGAGGUUGAGAUUGCUGAUGAGCCUGGGGCGGAGGCAUAUGGCCAGGUCGUUGCUGAUAUCGGAGGGGGGAAACCAAUUCCCCUAUUCAAUGGAAUUUCAAGGGGAGAAAACGUUUCAGUCAGCGUUAACAUUCCAGAUGUAUACGGAGAAAAGAAAGACAUAUCGCUGAAGGACUUGAGUGUUCUCAAGCUACUGCACAGGCCUGCCAUUAAAUUUAGCCUUUAUGGUAGCCUCCCGCCGCCCUGUGAUUAUUUCAAGAUGAAAAGUAUUCGAUUGCGCGUACGCCACACUGCUACGGGCCUUUACUUCCACCAUGCCCCUGUUGUGAAUCCAACCCCAGUCGGCCAUUGCGGAAAACAAAUGAAACCAGUCUGGGCUGGAGAUUUACCCUUGGAAAAGUGGCAAGCGGAAAUCGGGAAAGAAAAUGAUCAACAACUUUGGAAAUGUCUGGCCAAAAUUAUAGAGGAAAUCGGAUUUUUCCGAAUGCAAGUCAGCGUUUCGAUACUGAACCCGAAAUGCCUGGAUCGGAUACUAGAGAUGGCUACUGAGAAAUAUUACAUUGGGCCGCAAGAGUGA